AUGGCCUUUCUCGUAUCGCCACACCUGCAGGAGAAGGAUUUGCUGACCAGCGAGUCUUUUGACUGUUACGACGCGUUCGGUCACGGCACCUUUCAGAAGCGGCUAAUGCUGCUCUGCGCUCUCGGCGCUUUUCUGGCGAACAGCCACGCCUUGGCGUUUCCGCUGAUAUCGAGAGGCGUGGAGUUCAAAUGCAAGCAGCCGUUGCCGUACUUGAACAUUUCGGCAGCCGCCUCCGAAGACGGAGCGCAGUUGGGCCGAUGCCUCGCCUAUGAGAACCCGGCGGAACCAAACAACUCGCGGACGGUGCCCUGCCGCGAGUGGGAUUACGACGACGUACGGGCGGAGACGACCGUCGUGAGUGCGUGGAACCUGGUCUGCCAGAGAAAGCUGCUGAUCGCCGGCAUGUCUGCUAUUCAAAACGCGGGCGCGGCAAUAUUCGUCCUGGUGGCUGGAUACGUGGCGGACAGCGUCGGCCGAGUGCCCGUUCUUGUAGCGGCGACGGUGGUGCUCAUGGUCUCCACAGCUUCGAGCUGCCUUUCCGGCGACUACGUGACGCAUGCGGCUCUCAAGUUCUUCAGCGCCGGAAGCUCCACCUUGACCAUGGCCUUCUCGGCCAUCUCCCUCUUCGAGGUCACCACGCACGACAACCGACCGCUGCACAUAGCCGUCAGCGGCACGCUGGGUUUAUUGGCUUCCGACGUCUUGUAUUUCUUCCUGCUGCAGUUGGACUUCAGGUGGGAACUCAAGCUGGCCGCCUUCCUCCUGCCGGCCAUGAUGCUGCUGCCAGCCUACCUCACCAUCUACGAGUCCCCGCGUUGGCUAGUCGCUAAGGGGCAGUACGCGAGAGUGGAAAGCGUCGUAUUUGCCGCAGCCAACACCAAUCGCUAUCCCCUGCCGAGCGCCGCCCGCUUGCUGGACAAACUUAAGGCGGACAUGUGCCACACCGCGGAACGCCGGUCGACCAUCGUCGCAGCGCUGCUCAGCGGCUUUUCCAUCCGGCGGCGCGCCCUCAUCAUGUGCGGCGCCUCCUUUUCCAACACGUUCGCGCUGUACGUCGUUGUCUUCACCAAGCAACAGCGGAGCACGCCGUGGGUGCCGUACAUCGCGUUCUUCUUCAACUUAGCGGGAUACGCGGCUAUGCACCUGCUCAUCAGGAAGGUCACCAUGCUCACCGUGAUCACCACGCUGUUCGCGGCGCUCUGUGUGGUCCAGUGCCUGCUGAUCCUGAGCGUCGUCGCCGCCACGGAAUCGAGCGUCGUCAUCGAGGCACUGGCUGAGGUGCAGAUAGCCCUGUACUACUCCGGCGGCAUCGUCUCCUUCGUCUACGUCCUGGAGCUUUUCCCGACGGCCAUGCGUGCCACCGCCAUCGGCUGGGCGUUCGCCUGCGGCCGCCUCGGAGCGGGCUGCGCCCUUCUCUCCCUGCUGCUGAAAAACGCGGGCCGAGAACAAUGGGCCCUUCUCGCGGCGGAGCUCUUCCUGUUCGUAUCGCUCAUGACGCUCCGCAGUCUGCCGCCCGCCACCUCGAUUGAGUGCACCAAGAUGGAAUCGAGGCGCACGUCGCUAGUGGCCAAGCAGAAUAUAGAGCGCAUGAAGAACACGCUCGCGACGCGAUCCGAAGGCAGCAAAAAGAGCAAGAGCAGCUCCGAAAGCGGCAAGUCAGUGUCCACCCUGCGCGGCAGUCGCCGCGCCAAGGCCAAGCAAUAG
Molecule: messenger RNA, 1704 nt
Organism: Dermacentor silvarum
Lineage: Eukaryota; Metazoa; Arthropoda; Arachnida; Ixodida; Ixodidae
Product: beta-alanine transporter
Exons: 1
Coding region: 1-1704 (567 amino acids)
Biological process (GO): transmembrane transport
Cellular component (GO): membrane
Molecular function (GO): transmembrane transporter activity
Source: RefSeq, a predicted model, not a curated record